This is a messenger RNA of Eremomyces bilateralis CBS 781.70, 1610 nucleotides long. Its product is annotated as dienelactone hydrolase family protein. Gene Ontology annotation, molecular function: hydrolase activity. The transcript is spliced from 2 exons. The coding region runs from base 313 to 1143 and encodes 276 amino acids. Lineage: Eukaryota; Fungi; Ascomycota; Dothideomycetes; Eremomycetales; Eremomycetaceae. The record is from RefSeq and is a predicted model, not a curated record.
UAAGUCUCGAGGAGUGAUUUAAUCUGACACAACCCGUGCAGUAGCGCAUUCAAAGAUAAGAAAGAAAUUAAAAGACAGAAGAUAAAGACUUACAUUUCAACGAAGUUUGUCAUCUUGUCGAGAAACAAUUUGUUCCAGAAACACGGUCCCCCACCAUUAAGAUCCUGGAGCUAAUUAUGAGACUGUGAGCUUGACUGCUUGAGUGACAUCAAAUAUUAACUGAACAGCGCGGUCUUCCUUCCAAUAUCAGCUGCGAUAUCAACUUACUUUUUGCGUCGUCAUCCCCUCCAUUCCUGCUUCUCCCAUCGCGCAAUGGCGUGUCCGGCUUGCGUGUCCGGCACAUUGCAUGAAGGGACUCCGUCCGGCAAGGAGGAAACGCUGUACGGCCUACCCACCUACGUCGCCACGCCUCCAUCCGGCACCCCUCCCAAGGGCACCAUCGUGAUCAUCCCCGACGCGUUCGGCUGGACGUUCAACAACAACCGCAUCCUUGCCGACAGCUACGCGCAGAAAGGCCACUUCCGUGUGCUGCUCCCGGACUUCAUGAACGGCUACGUCCUAAGUCCCGGCCUCCUGAAGAACGCGGACUACAUCUUGGCGGAGCAUAAGAGCUUUGGGACGCAUACCUUUUGGAAGGUCGUGUACGCCGUGCAGGCCGUGGCCAUCUUCUUGCCGUGGGCGUUCGCCACGAAGCCGGCGAAGACGUAUCCCGGCGUCGUGAAGUUCAUGAAGGCGCUCCGGGCGGAAGACGAGGACCAUUCGGUCGGCGUCGCGGGAUUCUGCUGGGGCGGGAAGCACACUUUUCUCCUGGCGCGCGAUACGGAGAAGACGGCCGGGGGGAAGAGCCUGCUCACGGCGGCAUUCACCGCGCAUCCGAGCUACAUUGCGUUUCCGGCGGACGUGGAAGCGAUCAAACUGCCGUUGAGCGUGGCAUGUGCGGAGAAAGACAAUCAGAUAUCGAAAGACAAUAUCCUGGUCCUCGAGGAGGCGUUGAGGCAAAACCCGGCGGGGGGUGAAGUAAAGGUAUAUGAGGGAGCUACUCAUGGUUUCGCUGUGCGAGCCAAUCCCCACGUUCCUAAGGAGAACGAGCAAGGGAUUGAAGCGGAGGACCAGGCUAUUUCUUGGUUUACACGAUGGUUGUGAUGACGGCCGGUGCUGUUCGUAUUGGAGGCGUUAGGUUCGGUUUCAAAACAGUGUGGGGUUUAGGAUAUCAAGGGAUGCGCCACAGUCACGCAGGAUUAUUUGCUAGCUCGUAUCGAAUUGAACCCCAGAUUGCAUUAUUUUGGAAUGGUAUCUGAAAGGUGGGCUAGUCGCUAAGACUGUUGAGGGAUCAAGCUACGAAAUGGUCAUGGAGAUGCGCGCCUGAGGUGAGCCGCGAUGCUCGCGAAGCAGGCAAUUGAACCGCCAACCUACUGGUCUGCGUACAGGGCGGUGCGGCUAGGCAUCAUCGAACAUCAUUCAGCACCAGCAUGCCACUUUCGUUUCCCAAGGAUAGGAUCAGGCGUGCUUCUGGCAGUAUUCGAGGCAGCUAUAUUACUUCCCCCGGCCCUCCCCCCGGCACCGCCAGCGCCCAUUCCCGACGCUUUGCUCAACUCCGCGUAGCAGCUUGC